Messenger RNA from Trichobilharzia szidati, 1797 nucleotides. Lineage: Eukaryota; Metazoa; Platyhelminthes; Trematoda; Strigeidida; Schistosomatidae. The record is from the annotation of a GenBank genome assembly.
AUGGCAUUAGAUAAAAAAGAAAGUCAACAAGUAUUAGACGACCAAGUGAAUCCUGCCUAUUGUGAAUCAGAAUGGGGAAACUAUGAAAAUGACUCAAAUUUUAUUUACGAUAAUCCUGCUUAUGACGAUGAAGUUACAACAGAUGUUGUUAUACGCAAAAAACUGGCUGCUCUAGAAAAUCUUUCACAGGCUGGUAAACGAUGUACCUGGGUUGGACAAGACUACGUCAACUGGAGUUUGGUUGAGCCACUAGCCAAAGAACACCCUGCAGUAGAUUUGGUAGAUAGAACAUGUGUGCCACGAAUGCCAUGGCAUGAUGUUGGCUGUGUAAUUGAAGGAACUGCAGCAUGUGAUAUAUCUAGACAUUUCAUCCAACGUUGGAAUCAAAUACGCGCCAGAAAGAUCAAAUCUGCACCACGUGGCAGUGCAAAACGAAUAAUACAGCGUCUUGUGCCCGGUUUACUGCCAUCGCACCCAUGUUCUCCAUGGACAGAGACAAAACUAUCCACAGUUCUUGUAGACCCAAGACAGUCAACAACUUGUACAGUGCAGGCAUUACGAAGUGUUGCCAACUGGUCGUUGGGAAUUCAAUCAGCUCACAAGAAAGGAUUUCGUGAAUCUUUCCGACAAAUUUUCCAUCAAAAUUUACAUACUGUAACUAUUAAAGAUGUGCAUUCGGAUGAGAAUAAACACCAAAUAGGAUUGGAAAAGUCUGUUCUGUCAGCAUAUCUUACUACUAUACAAGAAGCAGAACAUUUUAUAUACAUCGAAAAUCAGUAUUUUGUUAGCUACAUUCUUGGGUCACUAGAAGAAUACGAACAAGCAGGUUUUUCAAUCGAAGACGUCUUAGAGGGAAAAUGUUCUGAUAAGCCAACAUCUGAUUAUCUACCACCUAGCCACUCUAGUGGUUUGGUUAAAAAUCGUAUAUGUGAAGCAAUCUAUCUCAGGAUUUUACGAGCUUACAAUGAGGGGCGUUCAUUCCGUGUGUACAUAGUGCUGCCUUCACUGACUGCAUUCAAAGGUGAAGUUGGGACUUCCUCUGGGACUUAUAUUCAUGUAAUUCUAAAGUAUAUUAGACAAAGCUUGUUUGUCGGUGAAUAUGCUUUGAUUCCACGACUGAAACAAGUUAUACCAAACCCUGAAGACUACGUUUCAAUAUGCAGCUUACGAACGUAUGAUGAAUGGCCUGAUGGUACAAUAAAAUCAGAACUGAUUUAUGUUCACAGUAAAGUGAUGAUUAUUGAUGAUAAAAAAAUGAUUCUAGGAUCAGCUAAUAUAAAUGAUCGCAGUAUGCUGGGUUUUCGUGACAGUGAAUUAGGCAUCAUAAUUGAAAGUAACUCAGACAAUGAUCUUAUUGAUGGAAAAUUUAACGGGAUAGAUGUAAAAGUUCAUCCAUUUGUACAAAGAUUUCGAAGAAGUUUAAUGGCUGAAUUUCUUGGAAUAUUACCAAAAUCUUCAAGAGAAUCUAGACAUAGUAUGAAUCAUGACUUAUUAGAUGAUCCAGUAUCAGAUGGAUUUUUUCAUAAUUUAUGGAAUGGGACUGCUGUUAGUAAUGGAGAACUUUUUGAAAAAAUUUUCAACUGUAUUCCUGCAUCGGAUUUGUUAACAUUUCGACAAUGUGUUGAAAGGAGAAAUCAAAUCCCGUUGAUAAGAAGUGAUCGACAAAAAGCACUUGAGUUACUUAAAGAAAUUAAAGGCUACUUAAUACCCUUUUAUCCUGAUUUUCUUGCAAAUGAAUCACUUGAAUGUCCAGUAGGAAGUAUUGAACGAAUGAUUCCAGAAGUGGUGUGGACUUGA